Molecule: messenger RNA, 948 nt
Organism: Echinococcus granulosus
Lineage: Eukaryota; Metazoa; Platyhelminthes; Cestoda; Cyclophyllidea; Taeniidae
Exons: 5
Coding region: 1-948 (315 amino acids)
Source: RefSeq, a predicted model, not a curated record
AUGGGUGGGUAUAACGUGUAUCCGCCAUAUCUUCUGAACCUCUCUCAUGGCUGGAUACGACUAGCAACUGUUCCACAGCUUCUUUGUCUACUCUUCUCUACAACAAUUGCUCGGGCUGGCGACCUAGAUACAAGUAGCAUGCCGACCGCAUCCAUCGUCGGUUUUGCAUUCUGCGGGCUUAUUGCCAGCCUACUUUUAAUUAGUCUAUUUAUCACCUGCCUGAUGUGCUACAGAAUGCAGCUGCGAUAUCGAAGAGAUAAAUUGUUGACUACGGCUCAUGAAACACACCCAUCUUUGGCACAGAUUUCUACACGUCAGGUACCGUCGCUGCAACCAAUACCGGGUUACGGUUUGGACUACCCACCACGGCCGCCAUCACUUCCCUUUUACAACAUGCAAAACCAGUCAUAUCUGGUAGGUAGCGAAAGCAUCUACCCCUCAUUGUCGGACUAUGUCCAUCAAAAUCCGAUGACGAUGUCUUCACAUCCAAUUCGACGCCAACCCGACUAUCCGGUAGAGCCGCGGAUUGAAAGACAGAAUGACGUCUAUGCGGCGGUGAGCCUUGGCCAAAUCUGCCCUUUACCUCCACAGGAAUUGGACGAAAUGGACUCCUCCUCCUCUCUCGACAACGACCACUUUCUCCUCUCCCUCGAGUCGGCAGUUUUCACCGCCACUCCCACUUCCAGCGCUGUUACAACUGUUGUCGCUCCACUCUACUCGUUCACAUUUCAAGACGGCGAUUUGGGUGAUGGCGGUAGUGCUGGGAGUGGUUUGUUGGGAGGGUGGAGAGAUGGUCUCCUCUAUCCACCUCUGCCUCCGGGUUCACCGGUUGUGGGGUUUGCCUAUUUAGGACUAGGAGGAAUAGACGAUGAGGAGAAGGACGAGGAGGUGGCAAAAGAUGACUGGAGGAGAAGGGACGAAGUGAAGCUUCGUAAUCCUUUUCAUUAA